UCCCAGAGAGGCAGGAAGAAAGGACUUAUACCCGACUUUCCUGUCGCUCUAGGAACCAAACUCUCUCCCUUUAACCCUUCCUGUGGCUACCUGAGGGGAGUUUGCCGCUUUGGCCUCUCCGUCAUCCUCCUCCUUCUGAGGAAAUUUGAUUGUUGGCUGAGAACUUUGGAGUAGAGCCUGUUCAGGGAUUUCUUUCCCUUGAACGAAGAGGGAGGAAAAAAUCUUGGAUACGGUUUGGUUCUCCAUCAGAGUGGUUCCAACAUGGAGAGACCCAACUCACCUGGACCUGAAGCAGGCAGGGUCACUGGGAGCAGUGGGGAAUACUGGGAAAGAACUACGCAGACGUUUCUGAAUGCGCACAUACAGCACCAGCGCUUCAGGCAGUCCUCCUACCGAGAGGGCGAGGGGCCCAGAGAGGUUUGCAGCCGCCUCCACGAUCUCUGCUGCCAGUGGCUGAAGCCAGAGCAACACACCAAGGCUGAGAUGCUGGACCUGGUGGUCCUGGAGAGGUUCCUAAGCCUCCUGCCCCCAGAGAUGGGGAGCUGGGUCCGAGAGUGUGGGGCAGAGACCUCUUCCCAGGCGGUGGCCCUGGCGGAAGGCUUCCUCCUGAGUCGGGCAGAGGACAAGAGGCAGGAAGAACAGGCUCAAAAUAACUGCAUUCAAGUCCACCCUGAUGUCUUUGAAUCAGAGCAACCUCCAUCAGGCACCACCCAGAGCCUCCAGCAGAAGGAGCUCAAUCAGGAAGGAGAUAGGGCUGCAGCCUCGCAGAGGGGUGUAAUGAUGUCGUUGCAGAAUCCUCAGUUGUUUCUUCUCCUUUGUGAUGGAGUGGAACUGAAUCAGUGCCCAAUUGCCUUUGAGGAUGUGGCUGUCCAUUUCUCCCUGGAGGAGUGGGUUCUUCUGAAUCCUGAUCAGAAAGCCUUGCACGUGCAGAUCAUGGAGGAGAUUCAUGGGAUUGUGGACUCUCUUGAUACCUGGAAGAAGAGCAAUGUAUGCACCAAACGCAGGAGGCAUUUGGGACACAACGGAGGCCUUCCUAGACACCAACAAACCCACAAACAAGAUGGAGGUUCUGCCAGAGAAAGGCCCUACAAAUGCUAUAUAUGUGGUCAAUGUUUUACCCAAAAUAUGGCACUUAUACUUCACAAGACACUCCAUGCUGGGAAAAGCCAUUGUAAAUGGAAAGUGUCAGCAAAAUGUGUUGCUGAUUACAAACUUUCAGAUCUGAGCCAACAAGAAAUCUUUGAAGGAACUGAGGAUUUCAUAAGCCAGGAGUGUGGGAAAUCUUUUGUCCAGAGUUCAUUCUUAGUGAAACACAAGAGAUUUCACACAGGACUGAAGCCAUACCCAUGCCGGGAUUGUGUGAAAAGUUUUGCUUCCAGAUCACAGUUGGUGAAGCACAAAAGACUCCACACAGGAGAGAAGCCAUACCAAUGCCAGGAGUGUGGGAAAUGUUUUGCUGACAGUUCAGCCUUGGUGAGGCACAAAAUACUCCACACAGGAGAGAAGCCAUACCAAUGCCAAGAGUGUGGGAAAUGUUUUACUUCUAGUUCAAACUUGGUGAGCCACAAAAGACGCCACACAGGAGAGAAGCCAUACCAAUGCCAGGAGUGUGGGAAAUGUUUUGCUGACGGUUCAACCUUGGUGAGGCACAAAAGAGUCCACACAGGAGAGAAGCCAUUCCAAUGCCAGGAGUGUGGGAAAUGUUUUGCUCGCAGUUCAAACUUGGUGAGGCACAAAGGAUGCCACACAGGAGAUAAGCGGCACAAAUGGCAGGAGUGUGGGAAAUUUUUUACAUCUAGUUCAAACUUGGUCAAGCACAAAAGACUCCACACAGGAGUUAUGUCAUACCAAUGUCAAGAGUGUGGGAAAUGUUUUUCUUGGAAGUCAUCCCUUGUAAGCCACCAGAGAAUUCAUACAGGAGAAAAACCAUACAGAUGCCCUGAUUGUGGGAAAUGUUUUUCCUACAGUUCGCACUUGGUGAGGCAUGAAAGACUUCACUCAGGAGAGAAGCCACACAAAUGCCAGGAGUGUGGGAAAUGUUUUGUUCAAAGUUCAUCCCUUGUGAGCCACGAGAGAGUUCACACAGGAGAAAAACCAUACAAAUGCAUGGAGUGCGGGAAAUGUUAUAUUCAAAGUGCAUCCCUUGUGAGCCACCAAAGAGUUCACACAGGAGAAAAACCAUACAAAUGCAUGGAUUGUGGGAAAUGUUUUCCUCACUCUUCAUCCUUUAAGAGGCACCAGGAAAUUCACACAGGUUAAAAAACCUAGAAAUACUAGGCGUAUGGGAAAUGUUUUCUUCGGGCUUCAUACUUUUUGAAUAAUCCGAGACUACAUACAGGAGAGAAAUCAUCCAAAGAGCCUGGGCAAAACUCAUAAAAUGUGUUGCAACAGGGAAGGGGCAGGUUCUGGACAUUCUGGUCCUGUAGACCACACAUUCAACAUUUCCUGAUGAACACGUGUUUCUAAGUACAUUUCAACUGUACCUUCGGUUUAACUUCUGAUACAAUAAAUAAAUAAAUUCCCUUGGCUUCAAAUACCACUUGGCUUGACUUUGGACUGAUCUCUUAGACAACUCUCUUCUUGGUUUUGAACUCUUGUUCAGUUUGUUUUUUGUUUUGCUUUCUUUGACUUGGGACUGUUUUGGAGAACUCUUUUGCUUCUCUGGACACUAGUAUCACCAUGGGACUGGACUGCCUUUCCUCUGGUCAGCCUUUGUGGGUAAACUUUUUAUUUCAAACAGGAUGUUUUGAGAAGUUCUGCCUAAGAUUUGGUAGAGUCCCCAUUCUUGUCAUUUAAAUCCUUGAGUUGAAGUCCUGUUCUUGGAACGACAGCUUCCUUUGACAGAGGGUUAAACACGAUUGUCACGUCACUUAAAAAAAACAUAUUUAAGUCCAUCAAUUGUUCCUCUGGGCUUAAUUUCCAGCUACUUUUACCAUCUUGGUUGCCAAUUUUCAGUUUGUGAAUGUUGUUUUUCAGCCGGGAUUCCAGAAUUGAACACAGUGCUUCUGUUGAGGCCAACCCAAAGAUGCUUACCCUAUUAUUUCCCUUGAUGUGCAAAUUGUAUCUCUGGCUAGAAUUUACCGGCUGUUUCCCUGUUCCUGACACACACACUUUUAAUCCACAUUAAAUUGAAAAACGUGAGUCUUGUUGUUAUUUUUGAAUUAACAAUUUUAUAUGUCAUUGAUUUUGUUAUAGACUGUGAUAAUUUGAUCUUUCGCAAAAUUUAAGUCCCUGGAUCUUAUACAUGAAGAAAAUAAGUUUGCCUGUGUAAAGCAAACAUGGGCAAACUUUGGCCUUUCAGGUGUUUUCAAACUUCAACUCCCACAAUUCUCUUUUAAUUAAUAAUUUUAUUACAUUUCUAUUCCAUUUCAUUUCAAAAUACAAUCUCAAUAAUUAUAUUCCUGUUUUAACGCUUUAUCUUGUAUGGUGACCUUUUAUGAUUGUUUUUAUCGAUGCUGAUGUUUUAUUGCUGUGUAAUUUGUUUUAUUGUUGUUUUGCUUUUAUAUUGUUCUGUCUGGGCAAGGCCCCAUGUAAGCCGCCCCGAGUCCCUUCGGGGAGAUGGGGCAGGGUAUAAGAAUAAAGUUGUUGUUGUUAUUAUUAUUAUUAUUAUUAUUAUUAUUAUUAUUAUUAUUAAUUCAUAUAUUAAUUUCUUCUUAUUUCCCCUGUUGUGCUCCCCAUCUCCCGAGUCCUUCCUUUCUUUGUGAUCCCACCAGAAUUUCAUUUCUUCUGGUGAGGGUUGUUUCUCAUCUUUUUUUGUUCACUGUUUCAUCAGUCAUUUUUUUCCACGUGCUUUCAGAAUGGCUAUUUUUCCUUAGGCCUUUUUAACCUCUAAAUAACAUGUUAAUUUAUCCUUUAUUGUUAAUAUCUAUAUUUCCUUCCACCAUUCUUCAAUCUUAAUUUCUAGCCUUCCUUUCUAAUAUUUUUCUAUUAAUAGCCUUGCUGCUGUUAAGAACAUAGUUAUCAAAUUAUUUUUUGUUUUCUUUCCAGUCAUCUGUAUUGUAUAAAGAUAACAAUACAGUUGCUGAAUUUUUAUUAAUUUUUUUCUUCACAAUGAUUUCUCUCUAUUGUAUCUUUUCCCCAGAACCUCUGUAUGUAUUUGCAUUGCCACCACAUGUGAUUAUACAUUCCCAUUUCUUGGCAACCCCUCCAACAUUUUUUUGAACAGCUCUUAUCCAUAUUACACAUCUCUGUUGUGGCCAAGUACCAUUUCCAUAUCAUUUUGCAGUUGUUUUUCAUUCAGUCGCUUCCGACUCUUCAUGACCUUAUGGACCAGCCCAUGCCAGAGCUCCCUGUUGUCCAUCACCACCCCCACUUCCUUCAAGGUCAAGCCAGUCACUUCAAGGAUACCAUCCAUCCAUCUUGCCCUUGGUCGGCCCCUCUUCCUUUUUCCUUCCAUUUUCCCCAGCAUCAUUCUCUUCUCUUAAGCUUUCCAGUCUUCCCAUUUUGUGGCCAGAGUACUUCAUCUUUCCCUCUUUUGCUCCCGGGCUCUCCCCUUCACCUCUACUCACUGGGACCCCCAAGGCAGCAUCCUACUACUGCUAGUGAGGCCUUUGUCUGCCACUUCGCCAUCGCUAGGACCACCCCCACCGGCUCUGUGCUGCCAGACAGCGCCAUCCCCUCCACAGCCAUGAUGCCCCUUUAAACCUUUUUUCUGCCCUUUCCACCUUUCUCUCCCUUUUCUUUUCCUCCUUUCCUUCUCUCUCCCUUCCACCCUUCCCUCUUUCGUUUUCUUUCUUCUCUUUGUUGCUUCUAUCCUCUUGUCAUCCAUUUCUACCUCUUCCUAUCCUCUUUCUUUCCCUCUUUCUCCCUUCCUUCUUUCCUUCUCAUCUUUACCACAGAUUGUUAAUCACCAGCUGCAGUAAAUCUUACCAAUCGAAAGGUUGGGAGUUCGAAGCCUGGGUCAGGGUGAGCACCCAACCUUCAGCCCAGCUCACUGCCCACCUAAGUAGUUCGAAAAUAGCCGUGAGUAGAUAAAUUAGGUACCGCUUAAGCAGGGAGGUAUUUUAUGGCACCAUAAAAAGGAAAUACCAGAAAUUUCCGGCGAUCAAAUAAAGGAGGAAGUCCGUGAUCAUGGGCUCUUCGACAUGGAGGAUGGAGCAACAGCACCUCCAUGUGGCUGGAAUCAAGCACAACCUCCAGGAUGCCGAAGAAUGGAAAUGCCAAGGAAUACCUCUAUCUGUUGUCUUUCUUGUCUGUAUAACAGCAUUGAAUGUUUGUCAUAUAUGUGUUUUGUGAUCUCCCCUUCGGGGUGAGAAGGGCAGAAUAUAAAUGUUGCAAAUAAAUAUAUAAUUCUUCA
Messenger RNA from Anolis carolinensis (green anole), 5296 nucleotides. Its product is annotated as zinc finger protein 883-like. Lineage: Eukaryota; Metazoa; Chordata; Lepidosauria; Squamata; Anolidae. The record is from RefSeq and is a predicted model, not a curated record. The transcript has 6 exons. Gene Ontology annotation, molecular function: DNA-binding transcription factor activity, RNA polymerase II-specific; RNA polymerase II cis-regulatory region sequence-specific DNA binding. The coding region runs from base 262 to 2259 and encodes 665 amino acids. Gene Ontology annotation, biological process: regulation of transcription by RNA polymerase II.